Messenger RNA from Alternaria arbusti, 603 nucleotides. RefSeq lists its product as uncharacterized. The coding region runs from base 1 to 603 and encodes 200 amino acids. The record is from RefSeq and is a predicted model, not a curated record. The transcript is spliced from 3 exons. NCBI's taxonomy places the organism in Eukaryota, Fungi, Ascomycota, Dothideomycetes, Pleosporales, Pleosporaceae.
AUGUCUUCAUACAUCUGGCUCGCAUGCCUUCUCACAUUCAUCACAAUCACCUCCGCGCAAUCAGACAGCGACAGAUGCGAGGGCAACACCACCACCUACCACGACUUCAACCUUACCGUACCCUUCCAAAACCUCUGCGGGAAAGACAUCGGCGCCAAAGUUGACUUCCUCGAUCCCACCUUCGAGGAAACCUGGUCUGAUUGUAUGGGCCGCUGCGUCAAGAAAGAGCCGCUGUGCUACGGCUUCGAUUUCCGACCUCUCGGCGCAACAGAAUUCGAAAAUUGCUGGCUCAUGAACGCUACGUUCGAUGCGGCGACGGCUGUGUAUCCAGGGUUUGUGAUCGAUGCGGCGAUGUUGGCGCCGGAUCUGGUGGAGGGGUUGGAUGAGAGUUGUGAGACACUGGGGCUGCGGGGAUGCUUUUUGAAGAAUGGGAGGUUGGAGAAGGUGACGGCUACCUCCACCAACACGAACGCGGCUUCCACCAACUCAAAGAGUCUCUCCAACGGCGCAAAGGGAGGGAUCGCAGCCGGCAUCAUGGCUUUGGUGGUAUUAGUAGCCCUACUCAUCGCCUUUGCGACGCAAACAAAGAGCGCGGGGUUAUAG